Molecule: messenger RNA, 11559 nt
Organism: Malaya genurostris
Lineage: Eukaryota; Metazoa; Arthropoda; Insecta; Diptera; Culicidae
Product: zinc finger protein 502-like
Exons: 8
Coding region: 1491-3923 (810 amino acids)
Biological process (GO): regulation of transcription by RNA polymerase II
Cellular component (GO): nucleus
Molecular function (GO): DNA-binding transcription factor activity, RNA polymerase II-specific; RNA polymerase II cis-regulatory region sequence-specific DNA binding
Source: RefSeq, a predicted model, not a curated record
AAACAGUUUAUAAUGUACUCUUUAUCCGUUCGGUCGCCGGUCUCCGCAGAAAUAUUUUGAUUUUGUUCUCAAUGUGCGCCAAACCAACUUACUGCAAAAAAGAGCCAAGAGUUGGUUAUGCUACUCUGAGUUUUUCCUGUAUCCUUCUUUUGUGUAUUUGAGACAGUUUUCCUCACCAUUGCAACCGCCGUCGUAUGUGUAGUUUUCUAACACUGUUUUUCCAACGUGACUGAUGCAUAAAGCGAAUUUCCACCAAGAACAAACAAAAAAGAUAUUUUGUGUGAUGAAAAGUUAAUGCAAGUGAUUUUCUUUUGUUCGAGAAUACGCGACUUUCUUUGUCGCGUUUCGAGGCCAAUGAAGGACAACAGAACUAGAACGAAAUGUUAUUUCUAGUGAACCAGGGUAAGCGAAGGUAAAGAGGAUCGUGUUCGGACCUCUUCCAAACUAAUUUCAUGAAGAAAACUGCAGCAUUGAAUUUGUUAUCAAAGAACUGAUAGUUGAUGAAAUAAGUGUGAUUUGAUUUUCCUCUCUUGUAAGCAUGGAUGCUGAAGUUUAAACCUUUUACCAAAGGCAUACCGACAUUGCGUAGAGAAAAAAUCAUGAAAAUGUAAAAAAAAAUCAUUGGCGAAAACGAAACGGACUUGGCAUCAACUUUUUUCGUCUAUCAAAAACGGAAGGGCAGCGGCAGCAAGAAUGGAUUAACAUUCAAUUCGGUUUAUCUUGAGACUGAACUUCGAUUAUUUUCCAACCCGGAAAAAAGAACUUGCGAGAAAAUGUAAAUCGGAUAAGUGGCGACAUUGCGUUGAUUUUUAUUUCUGAGUUGUAUUUUCGGACACAUUUGGACCUUCCAAAAAAAAAGCGAGACCAGUUUGGGCGAUUUUGUUCAGUUUGAAAGUGAAUCAUUUCUGCGAUCAAAAUUAACAUAACUUCGGAAAAGUGAAAAAUUACAUUAAAUUUCAAAACAACUUGUAAAAAUUGUAAAUACAGAAAUAGAUACAGUGCGUAAAUGUUCAGUGUAUCAUAUAAAAGUAAUACUAUUAUACGUUCAUAAAAAUAUUUUGGAUGAAAGAAUCACGUCCUCAUGAUUCCGAUACAGAAAUAAAGGGUUACAAUAAACAAAUAUUUGAAUGGUUCUACACUAUUGAAGAACCACGAAGCAGAACAAGAAAUAAUCGAUUUUGUGUCUGAGGAAGGCAAAUCAGCUGACGACAAGCUCUUGCAAAAAAUGGAGACAGAGGGGGCAUAAUGCAACAUUUUUGUGUGGCAUAAUGUGUCUAAAACCUCUGAAUGGUUGUGAGACAUUUUAUACUGCGGCUGAGCCAUUGUGUCUAAGAAACUACUGAUGUCGAGUUCGACUCAUUUGAAAUAAAAUUAUCUUUUGAGUGCAAUAAAAUAAGAAAAUGAGUCGUUGAACUGAAUACGUCUGGCUAGCUUGAUUCCCCGGUUAUACGAAAAAUCUUCAAUAGCAUAUCAGUACAAAUCCCAACAAUAUGGCUAUCAACUUCUCAGCAUCAUUCGCGGCUUGCCUAGCAGCGGGCCUGAAAGUUCCAAGACAGAUUAUGUACUGCAUUUCUCAAGACACACCCUACGUUCUCUACAAAGAUUCUCAGGAAGUAGCAGAGCGAACAGCUGCUCUCAGCGGUCAAUGGGGCGGUGAAAUCUAUCCGACCUUGCAGCAAAACUCGCAAAACCAUAUUCCACCUCAAACUAAUGGUGCGCAUCAAAUUUCCGUUCCCAGUGGUGCACCACAGCAACAAGCUCAGCAACCUCAACAGCCAACCCCAAAUAGUCCUUCUAACGGCCACCAUGAAGGCAGAUCGCGACAACCGGGCGAACAAGCCAAUGGCCAACUAAACAGUCCAGCAACAAGCCCAUACCCUCAGAAUAACACCGCAGAAAUGGAUGAGCGAAUAAUAAAGGUCCAAAAUAUGCAGCAAAAUGUCCAUCAGCAACAAAAUGGUCAAAUAGGUCAAGUACAGACGAGUGGACAAAUCGACUCACCAUCUCAAAACAUCGAACAUGCAAACCAACAGCCUAAUCAGAACAGUCAAAAUCAACAAAACCAAACAUCCCAAUCUCAGCAACAAAACAAUGCAUCGGGAUCUAACCAACAGCAGUGCUAUCCUGAUUCUGCACAAUCCGAAAUAAAUUAUUACACACAACGUCAUCAUGGGCCCCAGGGAUCUAUGUUACCACCACCUGCAUUCACCCCUCUGCAUCAUUAUUUGAACAAAUCCGGUGUUUUGUCUGGAAUGCCUGCUGGUCUGGAACAAGGAAAUCCCAUAGAGCAAUACGCCAUGCCAGAUCUUAUCCACAGUAACCAAAUUCACCACACAUCAUCCAAUGGAACGCACAAAACCAAAGGAUCUGAUCUCCGGCUCUUCAAAUGCCUAACCUGUGGAAAGGACUUCAAGCAAAAAAGCACUCUUCUUCAACACGAGCGCAUACAUACGGAUUCUAGACCCUACGGGUGCCCAGCUGUUGAGUGCGGCAAGCGGUUCCGUCAACAAUCGCAUCUAACACAGCACCUCAGAAUACAUGCAAACGAAAAACCGUUCGUAUGCCCGUUCUGUCAGCGGGCAUUCCGACAGCGAGCCAUACUGAACCAGCACAUCCGAAUUCACUCAGGUGAUAAGCCGUUCGGUUGUCCGUAUCCAGAAUGUGGAAAAAAAUUCCGUCAAAAGGCCAUUUUGAAUCAACACGUGCGCACCCACCAAGACGUUUCGCCUCAUCUAAUAUUUAAAAAUGGCCCCCACGCCACACUAUGGCCUCAAGAUGUACCGUACCCGCCGGAACAAGAGGGCCAACCGAAGGAUGAACAAGCUUUCGGUGAUGAAGCCUCCCAAGGAACUCCAGAGUCUCGAGGGUGUUUUUCACCAGAAGGUAAUCUUCAGUACCCAUCGUACUUCAAGGAUACGAAAAGUGUGAAUCACUCUAUCUUCGGAAACAAUCUUCCAUAUUUGAACAAAGCUCCGGGAGGUAAAUCCAUGCUGCAGGAUGUGAUUCAGCACGGUCGAUCUGCCGGAAUGCCAUUGUACGUGCGAUGUCCUAUCUGUCAGAAGGAAUUUAAACAGAAAAGCACACUGCUUCAGCAUGGUUGUAUUCAUAUUGAAUCACGACCGUAUCCGUGUCCGGAAUGUGGGAAACGUUUCCGACAGCAGUCGCAUCUUACUCAGCAUCUCAGAAUUCAUACCAACGAGAAACCAUUUGGGUGUCCAUACUGUCCACGCUUCUUCAGACAACGAACGAUACUGAAUCAGCAUAUACGUAUACACACAGGCGAAAAACCAUACAAAUGCGCUCAAUGUGGUAAAGAUUUUCGACAAAAGGCAAUACUCGACCAGCACACUAGAACCCACCAGGUAGGAGACCGGCCCUUUUGUUGUCCCAUGCCAAACUGUCGAAGACGAUUUGCAACCGAGCAGGAAGUAAAAAAACACAUCGACAAUCACAUGAAUCCACAUUCAUCAAAAUCUCGCAAAUUAGCGACAAUGGCUGCGUUGAACAAUAAUAAUAAUAACAAUAACAACAACAAUAAUAAUAACACAAACAACAACAACAACCAUGCUACUGUGGAGCAAAAGGUUUCGCCCGCGUUCUUGAUGGACAAACAAAAUAAUCUCAUACAGCGUAUGGGCCCUGUAAAACACGAACUGUACUUUCCGCAGUGCUACGGUUCACCAUUCAAUCAACCAUUCUUAGCAAGCACAGCAGUUGUAUCUACAAAUCCAAACACAGCCCCCGGCAACACUACCCACGGAACCGUUCCAUCUGGUGUUGUACCGCCUACUUCCUCCACAAGCAGCAGCACAACAGGGCCAAAUGUCAACCAACAGCAUACACAUACAUCCGCGGCGGUAACGGCAGGUCCUACUCCAAUAGCAGCGGUCAUAGCGACCCCGCAAGCAGUAGUCGCCCAGUGACAUCCGCUGGAGGGUCAGUAUCCUCAGUCAACACUACCAACCCACAUUGGCCCGCCGGCUUUGAUAGCGAUUCACCACUGAAAAGAUACGACAUCAAAGCAUGUUCUGUUGGGAGGCCGGUACCUGCGGCCACUUCGUUAAAGUCUAAACCUAGAUCUCCCGAACUGCGGUUUCUGUCAAUGAUAAAAUAAUCUACAGACUAUACACGUAAAAUACGAUCAGAUUCUAGACCAUAAGUGCAGAUUUUUUACUUUCGCGACACGAUAGUAAUCGCAUCAGACCAUUAACGGAAACCACAAUAUGAGCGCUUACACAUCCUCUAGUCCAUGUAGGAAGAUUUUUCUAACCUAGACCACACUCCUGUAUACAUUCAGAAAAUUUCGAUUAAAAUCCAGAAAAAAUAUGCACGCAUUCGGUUGAAUAUUCUAUAAAACAGCUGAACAGUGUUCUACAGUACAGUUUAAAAUCAUAAUUCCUUCUGGCUGAAUUUGAAGCGAGAGCUCACUUCAAAUGGAUCGUUACUCUUAAUUCUUCAGAUCAUAAAUUACCAAUUGCAUACAAAUUAACUCAUGUUCGCGAAAACCCCAUAUUUCCUUUAAAACAAUAAUCUGUCAAACUAUUUUCUAUCGAAAAUCGAUUGAGUAAAAAACGGUCUGAAUCUGAAAACAGAACGAACUUACGUUGAAAUUAAAGGUAUUUCAAUGUGAGGUUUUCGAUAUCCUGUGGAAAACGUCAGAUACUGAAAAUUUUCUCUAGGAAAGUGGGGGUACCCCCUAUUGAAACAUUACUAUAAGUUUCAUGCAUGAUUACCUUCAAUCAAUAGUCUUUCACAUAAAUACAAACAAAUUCACGCAGUAUCCAUUGAAAAAUACAAAAGAGAUCUGGUAUUUCAAAACCCUUAGAUUUUUUUUCAAUGAAAUAUGUUCGGGAUAAAACGUAAAAACAUGAAAAAUUUACAUUUUACAUUAUGGGUAGAUGAGGUAAAACGUACACACAUUCCUUGCUUAUCUCAGAAAAUAACAGAUUUGAAUUAAACGUGGAGACGAUUUUAAUCAUGUAGCCAGUGAAUUUCUGUGCCAAUACAUAGUUUUUAGAAGUUGCGAAACAGAUGAUUUUUAAGGUGUUGGAAUUAAUCUUCCAAUGUCAUAUGCCAUUCGAUUCAGCUCGACGAACUGAGCAAAUGUUUGUGUGUGAGUAUGUGUGUGUGAAUUCUAUGUAUCAAUUAUUUAUCAUGAAGAUAUGUGCUUCUGUGGUUCAGUUGAUUAGCUGACGUCCUUUGUGAUCUAAUGUUUCUCGGUUCAAGUCACGCUGUUGCUAUCGAUCUUUUGUUUUUUAUUUCAUUCAAUUUCAAAUUUUCAAAUCACAAAAUUUUACAUGUUCUUGAAUAUAAAUUUGCGUGAAAUAGGACGCUCCAUUUAUGUGUAUCGUAUAAGAUGUAAAAUCACAAGAUUUGUUCGAACUAAAAAGAAAUCGAAAAUUAUUGAUUUUCUCUCAAAGGAGAUCCGUGUUUUUUUUACCGGAUUACAAAAUGAAAUUUUGCCGCCCUGAUUUUUUAUAUGGUGAUUCUGUAACGCUCUCAUUGGACGUGCUCUGGUAUGACAGUUCGUGUCGUUGUUGAUUUUCAAUUUUGUUUCAAAUGCAUAUUCCAGUUCGUCUGUAACUUGGUUCGAUAUCAUUGUAAAAGAACACGUAUCCACCGGGCGGCGCUAAUCGAGCACACAUAACUUUUUACUAAAUAAAUUGUAUUGACGCUUUAUUUAGUGUAUGUAUGGUCAACUUUCGAUGAAAAUUAGGAUUGCCGCUUUAAUCGACUCAGUCACAGAAGCACAUAAUUGAUACAUACAAACCCAUACAUCAGCACUUGGUAGCCGACUGCAAAUUACACUUGGAGCCAGAGAUCGUCCCGGGUUGGCGGUUCAAUGCAUAGGACGCUGGUCUUACAAGCCAGUUGUCGUAUGUUCGAGCCCCGACCUGGAAGGAUUCUUAGUGUCAGUAGGAUCCAUAGUACUAGCCAUGCAAUGAUUCUGUACACUUAGAAUCGGCUGCGAAGUCUGUUGAAACAGAAAGGCCAAAUUCCACAAAAGGAAUGUAAUGCCAGGACUUUGCUUUGCUUUGCCAGAGAUGUCUAUCUCCUCUGUGCGAUGAAGAGCAAGUAUAAUUUCUCCCCUCGAGCUCCUCUCUUUCACACAUCUACACCACUGUUGUAUAGAGUAUGCACGCAUCAUGAGAGCGCGAGCUUAUUCUCUUUCGGCACUAGCACUGGAUCACACCAAAGUGCUAGUGCAAAGCUCUCAAAUUCUCUGAGGUGCACGCAGAUAUCCUCACCGAAGUGUACAUGCCAGUGAGAACUCUGGUGUACGGUUCGCAUAAGAGAAGCGUGGAUUACGCAUAUACAGCAAUUUAUCGUUAAAAUUUCACUUUUCCUUGCUGUGAAAACGAUUUUCAUAGCAAAACCAGCACUAUCUUCUAUAAAUUAAAAAAAAAAACAAAUCACAGAAGUGGUCUCUCACUAGCACGCACAAGUGAUCACUUGGGUGUAUUUAAGCUAGAUUGCGUGAGAGCGAUUCGUGCGAAGAGAAUGUGAUUCACUCGCGUCAGCUUCUUCAAACACAAUCACACAUUCAAAGUCUGUCUAUUCGAUACUGAGAAUUGAAUUUCUAAUAUCGUAAUAAAUGAAUAAAAUAAUGCUUUGAGUAAAGCGUAUCUGGGUUUCUCUAUUACCAAGUGGCGUAUCUGGGGAGAGGGCAUAUUCCAGUUCGUCUGUAACUUGGUUCGAUAUCAUUGUAAAAGAACACGUAUCCACCGGGCGGCGCUAAUCGAGCACACAUAACUUUUUACUAAAUAAAUUGUAUUGACGCUUUAUUUAGUGUAUGUAUGGUCAACUUUCGAUGAAAAUUAGGAUUGCCGCUUUAAUCGACUCAGUCACAGAAGCACAUAAUUGAUACAUACAAACCCAUACAUCAGCACUUGGUAGCCGACUGCAAAUUACACUUGGAGCCAGAGAUCGUCCCGGGUUGGCGGUUCAAUGCAUAGGACGCUGGUCUUACAAGCCAGUUGUCGUAUGUUCGAGCCCCGACCUGGAAGGAUUCUUAGUGUCAGUAGGAUCCAUAGUACUAGCCAUGCAAUGAUUCUGUACACUUAGAAUCGGCUGCGAAGUCUGUUGAAACAGAAAGGCCAAAUUCCACAAAAGGAAUGUAAUGCCAGGACUUUGCUUUGCUUUGCCAGAGAUGUCUAUCUCCUCUGUGCGAUGAAGAGCAAGUAUAAUUUCUCCCCUCGAGCUCCUCUCUUUCACACAUCUACACCACUGUUGUAUAGAGUAUGCACGCAUCAUGAGAGCGCGAGUUUAUUCUCUUUCGGCACUAGCACUGGAUCACACCAAAGUGCUAGUGCAAAGCUCUCAAAUUCUCUGAGGUGCACGCAGAUAUCCUCACCGAAGUGUACAUGCCAGUGAGAACUCUGGUGUACGGUUCGCAUAAGAGAAGCGUGGAUUACGCAUAUACAGCAAUUUAUCGUUAAAAUUUCACUUUUCCUUGCUGUGAAAACGAUUUUCAUAGCAAAACCAGCACUAUCUUCUAUAAAUUAAAAAAAAAACAAAUCACAGAAGUGGUCUCUCACUAGCACGCACAAGUGAUCACUUGGGUGUAUUUAAGCUAGAUUGCGUGAGAGCGAUUCGUGCGAAGAGAAUGUGAUUCACUCGCGUCAGCUUCUUCAAACACAAUCACACAUUCAAAGUCUGUCUAUUCGAUACUGAGAAGAAGUGUGCUCUCCUUUUUGUGUGGUGUUCGCUAGCUGCAUUCCCAGUAUAUACAUAAAUCUUACACCAGCGUGUAUCACUCUAGUGAAAUGCCAUCACUGCUAGGAGCCUGUAAAAUUCCGCACGACUGGAAGUUUCCGUCAUUUGGCAAAUUAAGUUGCUAUGAAUUGCAUAGCUUGUAGAUUUAUGUCACCUGUAAAAAUCAUAAUUUUUUUUCUGUGUGCUUUGACAUACGUUCCAAAGUAUCCAAAUUCAUAUUGAAAGAAGAAGCAUAACAUUUCAGUACAUCCUGUGAUUGACAUUUCAGUUAUCAAAUUCUACUGUUCAUCUAUAAUUUUGAACUAACUUCAAGAGCAACUAAUAACGAUUUAACUAAGUUUUAAUUGACAGAGCUACGAAUGAAGAACUGAGUGCCGCCCGUUCAGUGCGUCCGUGCAGUAUACACCCAAGUAGCAAUUAGAACUUGUUAAAAUUGGCAUGUUUCACCAUUGCUACAGAACGGUUAUUUUUGUUGGAUAUGUAAGACAAGUGAUUUCAUGUGUUUUUGUAACCAAUGUUAAAAUCAUUCAUAUUACUGCUUGUGUAACUAACUCAAAAACCUGAAAGGAUUAUGUUCCAGAUCAGUUUUAUUACCUGACUGUAUAAUAUGUUCAUUUGAACAGUUUCAUAUCCAGUUUCUCUCAACAAAUAUAACUGAAACAUAUGAAACAUUUCAAACAAGAAACUUGUUGCACAUCAUACAAGAAAAGUGCGCUUUUCUUAUCACACAAUCGUUGCGAGAGUAGUUAAGAAAUACAAUACAAAAACAAUGUUUGCUACUUGGGCAUUCAGUUUCAAUUGAACGAAAUGAAAAUAUACGGCACUUGGAAUACUUGAUAACAGCUGAUGCGGACGUAUUGAGCUCAUCUCAAUUCCUGUAAAAAUCUCAACGAUUGAGCACGUCGUCUUGUAUCAGGGCGGAGAUAAUUUGAACAUUUCGCGAAGAUAAAAAAAUAAUUUUUGUCCGUACAUUGACAACUAGAUGCUGCAACACAACAAAGUAGAAAGAAAAUCAAUUGGACUAUAAAUGAAAAUUAACUAGUAAUGUCGACCAAGUUGCUCAGCCAAUCGGGAACCAGAAGAGCUCACCUCAACCACGACUAAAAUGAUCAAUUAGUACAUAAAGCAACGGAAGUGUGCUAGACUAACCAAUUUCAAUUCACGAAGAGAGACAUGACAGAAAUAGAAACCAAAGACUGAUUCGGCUAGAGAUGCGCUUUUCCGUUUUGAAUUGUACGUAUACGAAAAAAAAACUUUGAAAGAUCGUAAAAAAUUUGCACUUAGGUAAAAAUAAAUUUAUUUAAGUGCGAAGUUGUUACAGAAAAAAAGUAAAUUUAAGUCAUGGACAUGUACACUAACCUUUUAUUUUCGAAGCUAGUGUUUGAAGCAUUUUAUUGUAUGUUUACCUUUGAAAGGAAAAUUGAAUAAUAUUACAUAUUACUAAAAUAAAGGCUCGAACCGUAUUCUAUACAUGUAUGGAAAGCAGUUGUUACCAGUACGAUAAAUGCCAAAUUUAUGAAGUAACAAAGUUUUGAUUUUAUCAAACUGUAAACUUAGCUGGUCCCAAUAUAAAUUAUGCUCGAACCACUCCUGGGCAAUUUGAGAUAAUUAUAACGUUUAAGACAAAAGAGUGCCUAGCUGUUGUACAUUAGGAAUUUUCCACCCGUUUCCUUACUAGUAUGAAACACGAAUGUAAAUUCCACUUUAAAGUCCAAACAAAAGAAAAACAACCGACAUGAAAUAUACCUCUACAAUAAAACGAAAAAUAAAUGACAGAAUACUACUGUAAAUGAAAAACAAUGCUAAUUAAACAUAGAGCGACCGAAGCAACAAAACAUAGAUAUAUAACUUCCACAACAACAAAACAGAUGGUGCUAUUUUUAUUAAACUUUUUUAACAGUGGAAAUUUAAUUAAGUACUUAACAGAACAGAAAUAGUUAAUUAAUAAUUAAAAUCGAUCGCAUAAACGAAACAAUAGAGUAAUACAAUCCAAGCAAACAACAAGCAAGCGAACAAUAGGAGAAUUAAGUUUUACAAACUCAUACACACCAACCAACAAUAGCUAAAACAGUAAACAAACUAGAACAAUAUGAAAUGGAACACUAAUUGUUAUAUCUAUAUUACAGUUAAAUCCAGCCAACAAUGGAGAAAUGCAUAGUCAGAACAUUAUUGAAAACAGGAACAGAAACUACAAUCAAAUAUUUACCCACAAUUUCAUUUUUUAACUCGCAUAUACAAAUCAGAUUAUAAGAUGGCAAACAAACGUCAUUGUAAUAUAUGGAUUUUUCUUAGACUUUUUUUUACAGAAAGCGCUUGUUUCAUGUGCCACAGAAAAACAUUUUAUUUACGCUAACUGAAUCGUUUCUACUCAUACUCGCAAACUGCACGCAUACUAGCCGGUAUUAACGUUACCGGGCGUCGGAAACAAUUAUUUACAGGUGAUAACUACUGCGAACAUACGUCUUCAAACCAAUUAAUGGUAAGCCAAUGUAAUAGAAACAAACAACCUCACAUACAUACACACAGCAGGACGCAUAGUGGUAUUUGCUUUCGGUGCGCUCAAUCACACACAUACUUGAGUGUAUUCCGUAACUCGAAGGAAACGGUUGGCGAAUUAUAGUUUGUAAGAAAAUAGUCUUGCCAUAGGAAACAACAUUUAAUCUUAUUGAGCAUAAAAUAAGAAUUUACAAACAAGUAAUGAAAUAUUUUUUUGUAAACAUUGCAACAUAUUGAUCUAUUCAAAAAUCAUGACAGGAACAAAGAGAAUAAAGCAUCAGAUUAACGUAAAUCCGUUGCAUAUUGAAUUCCUUCUGCCAUAGCAUGGAACGAAAUUACAUAUCUUUUAUUUUACUACUAGAAGUACAUCCGUUACUUAACUUGUAUAAUAAAAAGAAUCUUAAAAGGAUAUAGAAAGAUAAAAAGAUAGUAUACAAAUGAAAUGGAUUGACUAAACAGAAAAUUUUGAGUAUUCUCACAUUUUCAACCAAGUUGAUUUACUUUACUUAAUUUUCUUGCUCGCAUUAAAAGACGCCAGGCAAAAUAACACGAAAAACGAACCCGAAUUCGAAUGAUGAAAAAAGACUAAAGACUCGUGAUAUCUGACUUUUAGGCCAAUUUAAAAAUAUGUACUUCUAGAAAGCCAAGGAUUAUCAUCUUAGCGAACGUACGGAUGAACUGCGGAACAAGGCCGCAUAAUCUAAUAUGGACUGAGUGUAACAUAUUUCCCAAGAAACUUUUUUAUGUUUCAUUUUAUUUACAUUCUAAAAUCUCCCCAAAUCAUUGCUAGAAAUUAGACGUAAUGUCAAAAAUAAAAACUAAAUCUGUGAUAAGAAAAUGCUCUAAAUUAAUGUUUUAAUUUAACGUCUCGGAUUACUGUUUUUAAAGAUUAGUUAUAGUUUUCGUUGAUGUUGUAAACAAAACAAGAAACAUUUUAGGACAAAUUUAUAUAUACCAAAAAAAUGUAUCGCGAGUCAGAAAAAUAGUAUUUUGGAACGACCAACACUGUUUAGGAAAAGUUUAGGCAUAAAAAGCAAAGAAAAUACUUAUCAAGUCAAAUGCAUUUGUUCCCUAGGUUGAUCGACAUUUUUUUUCUUUUUGUAUUAUAACAGAAUUUUUCCUUCUGCACUAGAACGGCACGUGCCAUAGAAUAAUAAAAAAUUUGGUUUUUCAUAUAUGUAAUUGAUUUACAGUGCAAAAUGCAUAUAUAACGUUUUGUUAUGCAAUAAACAUAAUCUAAUCAUAAGUAUAACGAAAUCUCUAAUUCUAAGCAAUACAUUUGUAUGCCCCUUAGAGAUGAAGAUAUAUAAGAAUAAAGCAAAGCAUAAUUAUUCUUUUUGGAUGAAA